UUUUGUGCCAAUCCACAUGUUUGGUUUCGUUCCAGGUUCACUGUCUCCAUGGAAGUGGUACCAGCCUGGGCCCCAGCCGUGGGUUUCACGCUCCUGCCCCACGCAGGGGGAUUUCUAGGAGGCACUAUCACCAAAAAGGAAAUCCCAACGUGGUAUCAAACCCUGCAGAAGCCAUCCUGGUGUCCACCCAACUGGGUGUUUGCUCCUGUGUGGGGAACUCUCUAUACAUCCAUGGGAUACAGCUCCUACCUGGUGUGGAAGGAACUGGGAGGCUUCAACGAGAAGUCAGUGGUUCCCCUGGGUCUGUACGCAGGGCAGCUGGCACUGAACUGGGCAUGGACCCCAGUGUUUUUCGGAGCUCACAAAAUGGGAUGG
Molecule: messenger RNA, 375 nt
Organism: Empidonax traillii (willow flycatcher)
Lineage: Eukaryota; Metazoa; Chordata; Aves; Passeriformes; Tyrannidae
Product: translocator protein-like
Exons: 2
Cellular component (GO): endoplasmic reticulum; membrane
Molecular function (GO): cholesterol binding
Source: RefSeq, a predicted model, not a curated record